Cutaneotrichosporon cavernicola is the source of this 888-nucleotide messenger RNA. RefSeq lists its product as uncharacterized. The transcript is spliced from 2 exons. The record is from RefSeq and is a predicted model, not a curated record. NCBI's taxonomy places the organism in Eukaryota, Fungi, Basidiomycota, Tremellomycetes, Trichosporonales, Trichosporonaceae. The coding region runs from base 1 to 888 and encodes 295 amino acids.
AUGUCGUACGCCGAACAGAUGCCCUCGGAACUCUUUGAGUCGCACAGCUCCCACUCGGAGGACGCAGCCCCAGGCUACCAGCCACUGAGGCAGGCGUACGUGCCGGGGGCCAUGGCGGUGCAGGAUGCCAUGGCGGCGCCGGUGUCAUUCGCCCCACAGACGUCCUCGACACUCUCUACAUCCCCCAGACUCAGCAGUUCGCGCUAUGUGGGGAUCGGGGCGGCGCCCGUGUCACCCGCCCCACAGACGUCCUCGACACUCUCUGCAUCCCCCAGACUCAGCAGUUCGCGCCAUUGCCCUAUCCUCGCCUAUUCGCUGCCCACUACCCAGCCUGGGCUGGUCCGCACGAUCGACUUCCCCGAGUCCCCGACUGACAUGGUCCUCCUCCUCUCUGCUCUGAUAUACGGCACAAGGGGAGGUCCGUGGGUGCACAAUCCACCACCAACCAUCGCCGAGUACCUCACCCUACACCGCCUGUACACAAAGUAUGCUGUGCGGUCGUUUCUAGUUGCGAUGCUGCGUCACCAGAUCUCGGCACACGCGUACGAUCUUGCAGCGCCUCUGGCCAACGCCCGGUCGGCGCACGGCGAAAUCUUCUCGUGUCUCCGCCUCGCAGCUACAUGCCGCUCUUCGCGGCUAUGGGACUGCGCACUGAAGUACUCCCGCACUUGGCAGUACUUUGUCAGUCCGUGGCGCAUGGACGAGCACGCAAUUGCGGACGUCGGCGAAGAAGCGUACGUCGUACUCCUUGCGUUGGAGGCGGUGAAAAACGCUUUGGGGGAGAGCGCGUGGACCGACCUCCGGGUGCUGUAUAACGGCGAGGGCAAGCCCGGCGUAACUAGCAGUCGCGACAACACGGUGUUCUGGGUCGAGGACAUGGUGGGCUGA